Molecule: messenger RNA, 870 nt
Organism: Anthonomus grandis grandis
Lineage: Eukaryota; Metazoa; Arthropoda; Insecta; Coleoptera; Curculionidae
Gene: Prosbeta3
Product: proteasome subunit beta type-3
Exons: 3
Coding region: 162-779 (205 amino acids)
Biological process (GO): proteasome-mediated ubiquitin-dependent protein catabolic process
Cellular component (GO): proteasome core complex; proteasome core complex, beta-subunit complex
Source: RefSeq, a predicted model, not a curated record
CAAAUAAAUGUCAAUCUAUCAAUUCCGUCAAAAGAUAUGACAAGCAGAAUUUGCUAUCGAAUCAAAACCCAACUUUUAUAAUUUUUCAAAUCAUCCUACUAAAGAAUUGUUCUUAAGUUUUCCCUGAAGUUUACUUGCUUUUAUAACUAAACAGACCAAAAAUGUCAAUUCUAGCAUAUAAUGGGGGUGCCAUGGUAGCCAUGAAGGGGGAAAAUUGUGUGGCCAUAGCUGCUGACAGGAGGUUUGGUAUUCAAGCACAAACACUGGCCACUAAUUUUGAAAAGAUUUUUGAGAUGGGACCUCAUCUCUAUGUAGGUCUCCCAGGCCUUGCUACUGACACUCAGACAGUCUUUGAGAAAUUGCGCUUUAGAAAAAAUCUCUAUGAACUAAAAGAAAAUCGUUCUAUGUCCCCAAAAGUCUUUAGUGCUAUGUUGUCUCAUAUGUUAUAUGAAAAACGUUUUGGCCCAUUUUUUGUCGAGCCUGUUGUAGCUGGAUUAGAUCCCAAGACAUAUGAACCUUUUAUUUGUAAUAUGGAUCUAAUAGGAUGCAUUAAUCAGCCUAAAGACUUUGUCGUUGGAGGUACAGCAUCUGCACAGUUGUAUGGUAUGUGUGAAGCAUUGUGGGAACCAAACUUAGGACCAGAUGAUUUGUUUGAAACAACUUCUCAGGCUUUAAUAAAUGCAUUUGAUAGAGAUGCUAUAUCUGGUUGGGGCGCAACUGUUUAUGUUAUUGAAAAAGACAAGGUUACCAUCAAGAACUUAAAGACCAGGAUGGAUUAAACAAUAUUAAUUUCUAUUUAUACUUAAGUUAAAUAACCUUACAUUUGCUAUUGUCAAAAAUUGGUUUUUGUAUUAAAGAAGAUGAAAAACA